AUGGGAGCACAGGAUAUUCGCCUGUCCAUUAUCAGCGGGCCUUCGGAGCCUGCAUUGGUCAAAUGGACCUUUAACGACCUCAUAGCCAAACAGGCAAAGGGUAUGCCAGCUUCUGUGGCUGUGGUUUCACAGCACCAAAACAUUAUGAUGUCAUACCAGGAGCUGCAGCAAAGGUCCGAGCAGUUGGCAAUGGGGUUGAUCGCUCUGGGUCUCACGAAGGGAGAUAGUCUGGCAGUCAUGCUGGGGAACCGCAUUGAAUAUGUCGAGAUAUUCUUCGCCUGCUCCAAAGUCGGCGCCUAUGUGACGCUGAUGAACUAUGCUUAUUCGGCGCACGAAUUGACCGCUGCGCUCUCUUCGACAAAAAGCAAGCUACUACUCACCACCGCCAAAACAUCUCGGUAUGAUUAUAUGUCAUCCUUACAAGCAGUAGAAAAGAAAGUUCCCUUCCUGAAGCGAAUCAUAAUUCUCGACGAUAUCAGCCAUCGGGACAGAGAUGUCGUCUUACCUGGAUCCUGGCUCACAUACCAGGCUUUAGUCGAUACAGCGGUUGCCAUCAACAUUGAUUGGGCCUCAAGAGAGAUUAUCGAAUGCAAUGAUAUCUUGAAUUUGCAGUUCACGUCUGGAAGCACCGGUGCCCCCAAAGCUGCGGCAUUGACUCACUUUGGGAUGAUGAACAGUGCUCGCUAUCUGAGCAUAAAAAUGAAGGUGAAGAAGCAGGAUAUCAUUGCUAUUCCUGUGCCACUCUUCCAUGCGUUUGGAUUGGUUAUGGGUCUUUGUGUGUCUAUGGUGGCAGGCACCACCGCCGUAUUCCCGUCUGAGUACUUCGAAGUCGAUUCCACACUAAGAUCAGUAGAGAAAUACCAAUGCACGGGAAUUUACGGAGUGACCACAAUGUUCCUUGAUGAGAUGGCUCACCCCGACUUUAAAAAAGCCAAUCGCUCUACACUCAGAUUCGGAAUCAUGGCCGGCUCAAGCAUGCCACACAGCCUCUUAAGCCGCAUCAUCAACGAAUUUCCCGUCCGCGAGCUAUUCACAAACUGGGGUAUGACGGAACUCUCAUCCGUCGCCACAAUGACCACAUCCCAAGACCCAAUAGUCAAGAAAAUGAAAACAGCAGGCCGACUUCUACCGCACUUCAUCGCGAAGAUCAUCAAUGUGGAAACAGGUAUGCCUGUUCCCUGGGGCGUGCGAGGGGAGGUCGUCGUGGGUGGAUUCGGCGUUAUGCAUUCUUAUUACGGCGAUGAAUCACGCACGAGCCAGGCUAUUCGGAUCCACGAAGAGGACCUUCUACCGGGGCACGCGGGACGAGAUGAAAAUGGGGAUUUGCGUCGCUGGAUGCAUACGGGAGACGAGGCCUAUUUGGACGAAGAUGGGUAUUUUGUCAUAACUGGACGGAUCAAGGAUCUGAUUAUCCGUGGUGGUGAGAAUAUCUCGCCGCUGGAGAUUGAGGCGCGGUUGUUUGAACAUGCUUCUAUUCAGCAGGCCGCUGUUUUUGGCGUGCCAAGUGAUCGGUAUGGAGAGGAAGUAGCGACAAUUCUGGAGUUGAAGGAUGAUGAGAAGAGGCGUCCUUCAGACUCUGAGAUUCGAGAUUGGGUACGGCAGACUUUGGCGAGGUAUAAGGUUCCUGUUCAUCUAUGGUGGUUGGGAGAUACUAGCAAGGGCGUUCCUGCGAUAUGGCCCAAGACGGCGAACGGAAAGCUGAAGAAAGUCGAGAUCAGAACCAUUGCAGAAGGCAUCCUCAAGGCCCAAACAAAAACCGCCGUUCCUCUCAUACGAUCGAAUAUGUGA
Penicillium lagena is the source of this 1788-nucleotide messenger RNA. RefSeq names its product AMP-binding enzyme domain-containing protein. The record is from RefSeq and is a predicted model, not a curated record. Bases 1 to 1788 code for a protein of 595 amino acids. Gene Ontology annotation, molecular function: medium-chain fatty acid-CoA ligase activity. NCBI's taxonomy places the organism in Eukaryota, Fungi, Ascomycota, Eurotiomycetes, Eurotiales, Aspergillaceae. Gene Ontology annotation, biological process: fatty acid metabolic process. The transcript has 5 exons.